This is a messenger RNA of Callithrix jacchus (white-tufted-ear marmoset), 7357 nucleotides long. RefSeq names its product N-acetylated alpha-linked acidic dipeptidase 2 (gene NAALAD2). Gene Ontology annotation, molecular function: carboxypeptidase activity. Lineage: Eukaryota; Metazoa; Chordata; Mammalia; Primates; Cebidae. The record is from RefSeq and is a predicted model, not a curated record.
AAUGUUUGCAGUGUCUAUAUUGACAAAAGGCCAAAGGCUUGCUGAGCCAGCUAACUGGCUUUUUACAAUGGCUUGUCAAGAUUGCAGAUGCCGCCUGCGGGGACAACAAUCUUAUUUGAGCCCCGAGGCUCGCGAAGAUAGCUGGCGCCCCAGGCUCAGUCCUCAGGAAGCCAUGGCGAAGUCCCGGGGCCGUCUGUACCUUUGGAUGUGCUUGGCUGCUGCGCUGGCAUCUUUCCUGGUGGGAUUUAUAGUGGGCUGGUUUAUUAAGCCUCUCAAAGAAACAGCCACUUCUGUGCGCGAUCAUCAAAGUAUACGGUGGGAACUGGUAUCCGAAAUGAAAGCUGAAAAUAUCAAAUCAUUUCUUCGUUCUUUUACAAAGCUUCCUCAUCUGGCAGGAACGGAAGAAAAUUUCUUGCUUGCCAAGAAAAUCCAAACCCAGUGGAAGAAAUUUGGACUAGAUUCAGCCAAGUUGGUUCAUUAUGAUGUCCUCUUAUCUUACCCCAAUGAGACAAAUGCCAACUAUAUAUCGACUGUGAAUGAACAUGGUGUUGAGAUUUUCAAAACUUCAUACCUUGAACCACCACCAUAUGGAUAUGAGAAUGUUACAAAUAUUGUGCCACCAUAUAAUGCUUUCUCAGCCCAGGGCAUGCCAGAGGGAGAUCUUGUAUAUGUGAACUAUGCUCGCACUGAAGACUUCUUCAAACUAGAAAGAGAGAUGAGCAUCAACUGUACUGGGAAGAUUGUUAUUGCCAGAUAUGGAAAAAUCUUCAGAGGAAAUAAAGUUAAAAAUGCCAUGUUAGCAGGAGCCAUAGGAAUCAUCUUGUACUCAGAUCCAGCUGACUAUUUUGCUCCUGAGGUACAGCCGUAUCCCAAAGGAUGGAAUCUUCCUGGAGCUGCAGCCCAGAGAGGAAAUGUGUUAAAUUUGAAUGGUGCUGGUGACCCACUGACUCCAGGCUAUCCAGCAAAAGAAUACACUUUCAGACUUGAUGUUGAAGAAGGAGUGGGAAUCCCCAAAAUACCUGUACAUCCCAUUGGAUAUAAUGAUGCAGAAAUAUUAUUACGCCACUUGGGAGGAAUUGCUCCACCAGAUGAGAGCUGGAAGGGAGCGCUUAAUGUGAGUUACAGUAUUGGACCUGGCUUUACAGGGAGUCAUUCUUUCAGGAAGGUUAGAAUGCAUGUUCAUAACAUCAAUAAAAUUACAAGGAUUUAUAAUGUAAUUGGGACUAUCAGAGGAUCUGUGGAACCUGACAGGUAUGUUAUUCUGGGAGGUCACCGGGACGCCUGGGUAUUUGGAGCUAUUGACCCAACCAGUGGGGUUGCUGUUUUGCAAGAAAUUGUCCGGAGUUUUGGAAAACUGAUGAGUAAAGGCUGGAGACCUAGAAGAACUAUCAUUUUUGCCAGCUGGGAUGCAGAAGAAUUUGGACUUCUGGGUUCCACAGAAUGGGCUGAGGAGAAUGCCAAAAUACUCCAGGAGAGAAGCAUUGCUUAUAUCAACUCAGAUUCAUCCAUAGAAGGCAAUUAUACUCUCAGAGUUGACUGUACACCCCUUCUGUACCAAUUAGUGUAUGAACUGACAAAAGAGAUCCCCAGCCCUGAUGGUGGGUUUGAGAGUAAAUCACUGUAUGAAAGCUGGUUGGAAAAAGACCCUUCACCUGAAAAUAAAAAUUUGCCUAGAAUCAGUAAGCUGGGAUCUGGAAGUGACUUUGAAGCUUAUUUUCAGAGACUUGGAAUUGCUUCAGGCAGAGCUCGUUACACUAAGAAUAAGAAAACAGAUAAGUACAGCAGCUACCCAGUGUACCACACAAUUUAUGAGACAUUUGACUUGGUAGAGAAAUUUUAUGACCCCACAUUUAAAAAGCAACUUUCUGUGGCUCAGUUACGAGGAGCACUGGUAUAUGAGCUUGUGGAUUCUAAAAUCAUUCCUUUCAAUAUUCAAGACUAUGCAGAAGCUUUGAAAAACUAUGCAGUGAGUAUCUAUAAUCUAUCCAAGAAACAUGACCAACAAUUGAGAGACCAUGGAGUAUCGUUUGACUCUUUAUUUUCUGCUGUGAAAAACUUCUCAGAGGCCGCUUCAGACUUUCAUAGACGACUUAUACAAGUUGAUCUUAACAAUCCCAUUGCAGUGAGAAUGAUGAAUGACCAACUGAUGCUCCUGGAAAGAGCAUUCAUUGAUCCCCUUGGUUUACCAGAAAAGCCAUUCUAUAGGCACAUCAUAUUUGCUCCAAGUAGCCACAACAAAUAUGCUGGAGAAUCAUUUCCUGGCAUCUAUGAUGCUAUCUUUGAUAUUGAAAAUAAAGUCGACUCUCGUUUGGCCUGGAAAGAAGUAAAGAAACAUAUUUCUAUUGCAGCUUUUACAAUUCAAGCAGCAGCAGGAACUCUGAAAGAAGUGUUAUAGGAAGCUCUCACGUGGGUAGCCAUUAAAGGUACUGCUCAAAGUCUGAGGAUAAAAUUCACCUUUCUGAUAACUUAUGAAGCCAGGGUGUUCUACAGUCUUGCUGUCAUGUUUUGAUUAUAGGCUUUGACCUUGCUCAUCUGCAAAGCGUUUCUUUCUUCUUAAAAAAAAAUAAUUAUAUUAGCAAAGUGUUAAUCUAAUGAAAUUAAAAAUUCCUCUUUUGGCAGAAUGAGAAAGUAAAAUUCCCUAAAUUAUAGCAAGGAACUUGAAUUCUCAAACAUGGUGAGUGUGGGAAUGUACAAUGGUAAAACCACUUCUGAAAACAGUUUGGCAGUUUCCUAUAAAGUUAAACAUAUACUUUUACUUUGUAACUCCAGAAUUCCACUUCUAGGUAUAUAUUCAAGAGAAGGAAAAACAAUGAUCACAGCAAUACUUGAAUGCAUGUUCACUGCAUCUUAAAAGUGGAAACAACUUAAAUGUCCAAUAACAGAUGAACAGAUAAACUGUGGUAUAUCCACAAUAGACUACUAUUCAGCAAUAAAAAUGAUAUAACUUUCAAUAAAUGCAAUAUUACUGGCAGAUAUUGUUGAAGGAAGAAAGCCAGACACAAAUAACUACAUAGUAUAUGCUUCUAUUUAGAUGAAGUGGCAAACUAAUCUGUGGUGUUAGAAAUUAGAUGAGUGAUUGCCUGGGCAAGUGACAGGUUGGGGAGGAUGGCUGCAGAGAAGUAUGAAAAAACUUUCUCCAAUAGAUGAGAAUUUUCCCUAUCUUGAUCUGAGUGGUAAAUUGUAAACUUAAAAUAUAUACAUGAUUUACUGUAUGAAAAUUAAGUCUCAAUAAAUGUGAUUAAAAAAAAGUCUGGCAAGGAAAUCAGAGUAAUAUACCUUCUCUUGUGAAAUCACCAUUAAGUGUGGUCAGGAAAAAGCCAGUAAUAUUCACAUAUUUAAUAAUUUCAGCUCUACUUAAUAAACACUAAGUCUGACGGGUGAUGAAAAUAGCUACUACAGUUUUCACACUCUAACUCCUAUAAAGAAUAUAUAUCAGAGUCUGCAAACUUUUAUGCAGAUCCCAAUGACUCAAUUACAGGUAAACUAUGAUUAAAACUUCAAUAAACUUGGUUGUUCCUCUGCUACACCAAAACAAGUCAAGAAUUAAAAAUCACAAGAGCCGUCAUAGGAAGGCACAAAAACUAAAAUAGGAAGUGACAGCUCAAAGCUUAACUACAAGGAAACACUACCCGUUACCCUUGCUCCCAGGACAAUACAGUUUGACUUAAAACAGUGGAGCAUUUAGUCUAGGGACAUUUUCUAUACAUCUCACUAUUACUAGAAGGUAUUUCGCUGAUCUCCCACAAUAAAAUAAGUUGCAAGUAUAGCAAUGACUCUGUCAUCAAGGUAACUUUUAAGUAUGUUCCUUUUCUUCUGCUUAAAGAGGCAGUAAGUUGUGUUACUUAUGAAGUAUAAAUAUACGCUAUUAAGACGUUUGUAAAAGUUUUUCUCAAAUCUAGGGAGUCAGCUUCACUACCACGCUACACUACCUUAGUACAAUACUUUAACUUUUGCCGUGAAGCAUUGUGUUGUAGAAAAAAUACGACAUUAAGACACAUGAAUUAUCCUGUCUACUACCCACCUGAGUACAUCACUAUGUAUCUCUGGGCAUCAGUUCCCUCCAACUCUAUGAUUUCUAAAGGAGACAAAGCACAAAGGUUUAGAAAUCUCUUGGAUAUUCGUCCUACUGGUAGUUUUCCUGAAGACAAAACAGCAUAUGUAGUUUGAAAUACAAGUUUGGGGUAAAAUAGUAAUUACUGCAACUUAUUUUUCUUUUAAUUCUUAUUCUGCUUUUAUCAUUUGUAAUCAAUAUCUGAUUGUUAGAAACAGAACAAGUGAUUGUGUGGCAUGCUCUAUCAUCAAUUCAGGACAUUGAAUAUAGGAUAUGUGUUAUCACAUGCUAAACAGGGCAUGUUUGAACUUUUUAAAAAAACUUUUCCCCCUAAGCAUUUGAGAUCAACUGAAUUAAGCUGUUAAUCAUUAUUCCCCUUUUAUUUCAUUCCUUCAUCCAAGUCCUGAGAUACUAUUUCUCUUAAGAAUACUUAGGAAAUAAGGAAAUAUUUUGUUACAGUAUAUUUCCUGUUUUAAAACAUACUUUUAAAAUCAAAUAGGCCAUAAAUUAUUAUAAUGUGAUACUUUUAAUCAUUUAUCAAACCAAAAUAUGGUUAAUUAGAAGUGGUCUAACAUAAAAAUUAGUAAGUAAAAAGCAUGUGAAAUGUAUGUUGUAUAUACUUUACCCAGAAAUUCUAAAAAUCGGUUUUUAUAGAGAAAACUGGACAGAAUGACAAUAUAUGUGAUACAAGGGUGUUUACUACAGCAUUUUUUAAAAUCAUAGUAAAAAAUAAGUCACAAGCUAAAUACCAAUGGGGAAUUGAUUAUAGUAUAAAAAUGAUCAUAAAAUGAUUAUAUACACAUUUUUCAUUUAUAUGAUAAGUUGUCCAUGACUUGCUGGUUUAAAAAAAGAGACAAAGCUAAAUAUAUAAAUAUUAAGGAAAAUAUCAACAGUGCUUGCGUUUUGGUGGUAGAACUUUAUGUGAUCUGUACUCUGUAUUUUUCUGAAUUGCUUAAAUUUUUUACAUGAGUGUAUUUCCUUUUGUAAAGGGUAAAAUGAUAAAAACUACCUUUUGUCUGUUUUCAUUUUGAACAGACAAAAGUACAGAGUAAUGGGAUGCAAUACAGUUCACAAAUAAUCCUAUUUUGUACCCUUGAAAUUUAUGAAUUUAUCCUAUUUUGAGGAUACAAAUAACACUCAUUUAUAUACAUAUACAUGGGAUAUCUUAAGAUUUCCAUGUAGUUCAGAAUUUCAAAAAUAGCAAUCAAUCCUUGAGCUUUCAAGUAUAGAAAUGAGUUUAUGGUAAAAUAACCUUUGAAAUAAUUACAGUACUGUACUGAUUUUUUUUUCUUAUAAUUGCUUUUUGACUUUAUGCACUCAUUUGAUCUUUUUUCUACCUUUUUAAUAACUUUUAUUCAUCUACUUUUUCCAAUCCCCAAUGUGAUUAUUCCAAAUUCAGAAGAACAGUAUCUUUCAAUUAAAUGAUGCAAAUAAUCUCAUUUCCUUUCCCCCUUUGUAUCACAAUUAUACUAAUUAGAGCCAGAAUGAUCUUCCUAAAUGUGAUCAUGCUACAGGCUAUGAAAAAACCCUUCAAUGAGGACCUCCACUACCAGAAAUGAUGUGGUAGUACUGGCAAUCGCUCCCAGGUGCAGUAACUAGGAAAAAAUGGAUCAAAUGCAAAAGUCAUUAGAGAUAUCAAAGUACAGUGGAAGCACUGCAGACUAGAUGUACUAAAAGUCUGAGUCUUUUCUAGCUAUCUGAGAAUACCAACAGUUUUCUUUCCUGGGAGGAUUUGCCAAUUCUAGGCAUGGGCUAAAGAGCAGGCUUGGUGUAGACUAAAGCACUUUACUGGGGAAAAUCAGCAGGACUUAGUUACUGACCACAUGAUCUAUCAUGGUGUGCCAGAAUCUAGAGGAGCCCCAAGCCCAAUGCUGAGUGAGACUAGUGCUUAGAAGCUAGAAAAACAAGGCUUCUGAACAGGCCAAUACCAUCUGUCAAUGCCAGGCUUCUUCAUAUCCUUCCCCUCUCUUGUAUUUGUCUGGCCUACCUCCUACUCCUUUUUUCUCCCUCGAAACUGUAUUUAUCCUUCACAAAAUUCAUCUAUAAAAUCUACCAAAUAUGUGCCACAGACGCUUUCUACAGGCUUAUCUUUGGUAUAAUUUUUAUUUAACAACUUAUUAUCCUUGUUGUACCCUUUCUUGGAAGCAGAGUCUGUUUGAUUAUCUCCAGCACAUAGGAGAUUUUAUUUGUUGAAAAACAAAAUAAUUAAGCAAAGGAAUCACUAUAAUAUUAAAGAUGCUUACAAACUUUUAUCUUAUUAAAAUUAUCAGUCAAAUCUAUAAACUUUAUACCUAUCAGGUCUGAACAAUGCACUGGGAGGAGAAACCAUUAAAAAACUAACGUCAAGUGAACUCAGUAUUUCCUGGCAAAUCACAAAUAUGAAAAGUAGAUCACCCAUGUAUGCUAGAAGAUCUCUUUGGGAGAAGUAUCCUACAAUUUAUAACAUUUUACGAGUGCUUCUUAAACCAUGAAAACCUUCUGAAACUUCAGAACCUUUAGAGAUUGUCUUUCUCCUGUAAUGUGAUGGGAUAUCAUCCCUAACAUGCUAGAACUGAGAACCCAGCUAGCUUUCAUAAUUGAAAUGAGUGAAUUUGUUUGCCUAAUACACUAAUACUUACUUUUAAUGAAUUCUCUCACCCCCACAAAGUGACUUAUGUUCGCUGUCUACGCAUGUGGCCUUCUAAUCAUACACAUACACAAACAUCGGAGAUGCAAAAAUUGUUCAGAGUCCAGAUGAUAAUAAGGCUAAGGUUUUAUUUUUAUGCACAAGCAUUUAGAACAAACUGCCUGCAAGGGAAAAAUUUACCGCCAUGGGCCUUUUACUUUGACUCAAUCUUGCAGGUGCAAAAUCCAUCCCUAAUUUUUGUAAACUACCCAUUAGCUCUUUAGAGUUUCUUAGUAAGAAAAUCAAUGGCUCAACUCUUGUGAAAACUGAAAGCACAUUAUCUUCUCAUGGCAAUUUAGUCAUUUAAUACUAGGAAAGAAAGGAAUAAGCACUAAUAAGCAAAUGGCCAUUUAGAUUCUGGGUUUUAUAUGUUGACUUAGAUGUCUUCAGUGUCAUGGUUAAGAGUUUAAGAACUUUGGAGUCAGUUUCUAAUUUUAAAAUUAAAUUUCACCAUUUGCUAUCUGUGUGACCCGAGGCAAGCUACACACCUUUCCUUUGCCUCCAUUUCUCAUCUGUAAAAUACAGGUGGAACUAUACUGUAAAUAAUCAUGGUGAUGUUCUGAAUAGAAAAGCUAUCUUAACAUCUUAGUGUCUGCCACAUUCUAAUUAUGCAAAUAAAAAGAGAGCGAGCUAUCAUUACA